Messenger RNA from Thlaspi arvense, 797 nucleotides. The record is from the annotation of a GenBank genome assembly. NCBI's taxonomy places the organism in Eukaryota, Viridiplantae, Streptophyta, Magnoliopsida, Brassicales, Brassicaceae.
AUAGCUUAUAUGCAACAUCAUAGGGUCCUCAACCAAAACUCCUCUCUCAGUACACUUCUUUUAAAAGCUCAAACAAAAAGAGACAAAACUUGUUUGGGAGAUUUAGAGGAGUGUUUGGUUCUUAGGAUAAUAAUAUCCUAAACAGAUCAGUAUGGCUAAGUCGUAUGGAGCUCUCUUCCUCUUGGCCCUCAUUGUCUUCUCCAUGCUUCAAACCACGGUUAUGGCCUUAAAGGGAUCUGGAGGGAAUUGGAACCCGAAAAAUUAUAGACCAGGAAGCUUGAAACCUAAACAAUGCCCCAGUAAAUGCAAUACAAGGUGUAGCAAGACUCAGUACCGCAACGCGUGCAUACUGUUCUGCAACAAAUGCUGCAGAAAGUGUUUGUGUGUGCCUCCUGGCUAUUACGGGUACAAAGAAUUCUGCUCUUGCUACAACAACUGGAAAACUCAACAGGGUGGACCAAAAUGCCCUUGAAGCAGACUUCCCCACUUCCAAAUUUCACAUCGUUCCUUUUUUAUAAUAAAAGUUUUCGAUGAUAAAAUUAAUAUUUCACUUUGAUCAGUGGCUUUUUUUUUUCUCUCUCUCUCUUGUUUUAUCUGUUUUUUUUAAUUCCUAAUGUUGUAAUGUUAUGCCACUCCUUUGGGCUUUUGUUUCAAGUCCGAAAAAAUAUGAGAGUGGCCUAUGAAUUAAAUGAUAUUUUCAUCUAUAUAGUUUUCCCUUACAAUUUGCGAACGGUUCUCUUGGCCCAAUGCACGCAACCAAUUAUUGAUUUUCCAGUUAGCCCAGUCCCGAGAAGCCC